AUACGAGCCUACGGUCUGGCUCUCGCUAUCUUGUCUGAUUGCGCGGUGGAUUCGCAAUUCCGAGCAGCUUUUAAAACAAAUAAUUCAGACCGCAGCCAGACUUUGCCAGAGGCAAGAUACAGCAGCUCACACACAGCACAGCAAGCAAGGUUCGGUCCGACCAGCAUAGAAGAGAGAGGAGGGUUGAGAGAAAGCGAUAGGCGCGUUGGAUAUGCGACUGGAUAUGCAAAUGAGCUGCCCGGAAUGACGGCACGGAGCACCCACGAGCCUUCUCAUGUAUCUGAUCGAUAGGGGAUAUUAGGGCCAGCUGGCCAGAGCGGGCACAGUUAUAAACAACUCGAUGACAGCGCGGCUCACUCUGAGCAAGUUGAGAAACAGUGUGCAUCACAGACAGUCGAAACAAAGCGCCCACCGCGACGUUAAACAUAUUCAGCUGUCAAAUAGGCUACAAGUCUACUUUCGCAACAACAUGUCACUGUUUUGCCAGGACAGCAGUGUUUGAAUGACUCGGACAGGGAGGACAUACGUUGGCAGCCCUAAGGUUUUCGACAUGCCAGAGAAUGUUUCGUUCUCCAGGAACCGCACGGUUCUGGACGCACGGCUGGGGACGCGUCCCGCAUGGGCUAUCACGGUACUGGCCAGCGUGCUGAUCUUCACCACGGUGGUGGAUGUCUUGGGCAACUUGCUGGUUAUCAUUUCAGUGCUUAGGAACCGGAAACUUAGAAAUGCGGGGAACGUGUUUCUGGUGAGCCUGGCCUUUGCUGACCUGGUGGUGGCCUUCUACCCCUACCCCCUGGUGCUCUACGCCAUCUUCCAUGAUGGCUGGUCGCUGGGAGAGACACAGUGCAAAGUCAGUGGUUUCCUGAUGGGCCUGAGCGUCAUCGGCUCCAUCUUCAACAUCACCGGCAUCGCCAUCAACCGCUACUGCUACAUCUGUCACAGCUUUGCUUAUGAUAAGCUCUACAGCUACCGCAACACCCUCCUACUGGUGGGGCUCAUCUGGCUCCUCACCAUCCUGGCCAUCAUACCAAACUUCUUCGUAGGGUCACUCCAGUACGACCCCAGGGUGUAUUCGUGUACCUUUGCUCAGGCCGUCAGUACAUCGUACACCAUCACUGUGGUGGUGAUUCAUUUCUUCGUGCCCAUCGCCGUGGUUACCUUCUGCUACCUGAGGAUCUGGAUCCUGGUCAUCCAGGUGAGGAGGAAGGUGAAGACAGAGGUGAAGUCCCGACUCAAACCCAGCGACAUGCGCAACUUCAUCACCAUGUUUGUGGUGUUCGUGCUCUUCGCCAUCUGCUGGGCACCGCUUAACUUCAUUGGGCUGGCCGUGGCCAUCGACCCGGAGAUGGUGGCGCCACGGAUCCCCGAGUGGCUGUUCGUGGUCAGCUACUUCAUGGCGUACUUCAACAGUUGCCUUAACGCCAUCAUCUACGGCCUGCUCAACCAGAACUUCCGUAAGGAAUACAAACGGAUUAUCAUGGCCAUGUGGAUGCCUGGUCUGUUCUUCCAGGAGGCGUCACAGGGGGGUACUGAGGGUAUGAGGAGCAAGCACUCGCCCAGACUGGGACUCAACAACAACGAUCACAUCAAAGGAGAGGCUUUGUGACGUUGACGCCAAGGUUCUCCACUCCUUUCCCAUGGGUUUUGUUUAUUUCUUCAGUCGUGGAGUGCCAUUUCUCUAUUAUAUCUCACUGACUGCACAGUUGUGCUGUUACCAAAGCCUCAAUGAACUCUCGGAAUGGUGCGGAUUAAAAAGAGAGAGAGAGACAUACACAAGAAAAGAGAAAAAGAGAGAGGAGGUGUGGACUGAUGAUAACUGACUCUGUUAUUCACAAUUCAAAGAGUGCCAUUCAUGAAGCAUACAGUAUACACUACCAAAAGUAUGUGGACACCUGCUCAUCAAACAUCUCAUUCCAAAAUCAUGGGCAUUAAUAUAGAGUUGGUCUCACCUUUGCUGCUAUA
This is a messenger RNA of Salmo salar (Atlantic salmon), 1962 nucleotides long. RefSeq names its product melatonin receptor type 1B-B. Gene Ontology annotation, biological process: G protein-coupled receptor signaling pathway. The record is from RefSeq and is a predicted model, not a curated record. Gene Ontology annotation, molecular function: melatonin receptor activity. Gene Ontology annotation, cellular component: plasma membrane. Lineage: Eukaryota; Metazoa; Chordata; Actinopteri; Salmoniformes; Salmonidae.